Molecule: messenger RNA, 1133 nt
Organism: Brassicogethes aeneus
Lineage: Eukaryota; Metazoa; Arthropoda; Insecta; Coleoptera; Nitidulidae
Source: the annotation of a GenBank genome assembly
AGAAAGAAGGAGAAAGAACGCGAGGCAUCAGAGGUGGACGACUGCACGCAAACUUCGUCACCGGGCGGCGGCUGGCAGGGUCGCUUGUCUGCUUUCCUGCACGUGCAUCGAGGGAGUCGCGCCUCCUCUCGCAAGUCCUCUCGGGCGUCGGACGCGAGCGACCUGAGCGAGUUGGGCGGCCCGUGGCUCAACUUGCCCCUGCUGCUGCUCUCGAGCGCCGCCAAUGUCGCCCCAGAGGACAUGGACUGGACCGGACGCGAUUCCGCCGACGCCGCCAGCGCGGACCCCGCCGACCAUGCCGCCACCACGCCCCUCGCACCAGCUCUGUCGAUGUCGCAACCGCGUCGACGCAGCAUCUACAACUUCCCGUUCUUCCUCAAGCACCAGGACGCAGUGGAAACGCACGAAGAAUCCACCUCGCCUUUGCCCCAGAAAAAAACCAUCUGCGUCACGCAGUCUCUGCAUCCCGCAAUGGCCGAGGACGUUGCGAAGCCUAAGCGCGGCAGCAUCAUACGCCGCAAACGCGUUGGCUCUGUGAAAAACCGACCGGCGCCGAGCCUCGCGCCCACGCAAAGGGCCGAGAGCGAACCUGUCAACACCGCUGACGUCAGCAUACUCGUGACGGAAGCCUCCCCUGAGACAGCGUUCGUAAGACCGUCUCUACUUAGACAGCAAAGUGAGGCCACUGUUGUGCAAGUUUUGGUACACAGAGAGAGUGAAGAGUAUACGCAAGAAGACGAGGAUACGCCUCAAAUAACAGUGACAUCGGGUAGUGAUCCGAAUGUGGCCGAGUUAGGCUCGAGUGUGGCCGAUGGACAGGGUACAAUCGAUAUAACAGAGACCGAUAGCUGAUUCGUAGAGACACCACCGCAGUGAGUGACUUGUGAUAAGUAAUUUUUAAGAGUUAUGUAAUUUGUUAUGUUUGUUGAACGUAAUUUUAGAUAACAUAUCAUUAUUUUUCCUUAAUUAUUCCCUAAAUAAAUAAAUAGUAUUAAGUUUUUUUUGUGUUAAAUCGUUUUUAUUAUAAAAUGGUAAAGUGAAUUAAUUCUAAUUCAAACGCCUCUAUGGGCACAAAUUGUAAAUAAGAUUUAGCUCGCAUUUAUUAAUUUUAAUAAAUUGUUCGUUAAGCGCGU